Messenger RNA from Ceratosolen solmsi marchali, 1218 nucleotides. It is a transcript of the gene tll, whose product is annotated as nuclear receptor subfamily 2 group E member tailless. Gene Ontology annotation, biological process: regulation of DNA-templated transcription. Gene Ontology annotation, molecular function: DNA-binding transcription factor activity; zinc ion binding; sequence-specific DNA binding. Lineage: Eukaryota; Metazoa; Arthropoda; Insecta; Hymenoptera; Agaonidae. Bases 1 to 1218 code for a protein of 405 amino acids. The record is from RefSeq and is a predicted model, not a curated record. The transcript is spliced from 4 exons.
AUGCAAAGGCAAGAGACACAAAUGGGCCAUAUACCGCACACUGUCUCCCAACCUAAGAUGCAGCCGUCGUCCAGCCGAAUACUGCUGGAUGUGCCGUGCAAAGUAUGCCGCGAUCACUCGUCCGGCAAACAUUACGGCAUUUACGCCUGCGAUGGCUGCGCGGGUUUCUUCAAGCGCUCGAUCCGACGAAAUCGCCAAUACGCCUGCAAGGCCAAAGCCGAGGGUGGCUGUAUGGUCGACAAGACCCACAGGAAUCAAUGUCGCGCCUGUCGACUGGCCAAGUGCAUUCAAUCCGGCAUGAACAGAGACGCUGUUCAACACGAACGUGGCCCACGCAACUCGACCUUGCGCAGGCAGAUGGCUCUUUACUACGGUGGCAAGGAGCCGGAGAUUAUGUCGACAAUGGUGCCACCACCAAACGCCGCGCUAGAUCUCGUAUUGCCAAAGCCAGCACCCGAGCCCCGCGUCACUGUCGCUGCACCGACGGCCCAUCAUGCCUUACCACAUCCCAUCUACAGCAAUCUUAACAUGACCAAGGUGGCGCCCAAUACACCGACGAUCUCUUCGAUUCCUCUACGCUUUCCCAUCUCCAUUGGUGAAUCGAUGUGCGAACAAGCGGCCCGACUCCUCUUCCUCAACGUCACUUGGGCACGGGACCUCAACGCCAAUUCGGGCCUCUGCAUGGAAGAUCAGCUAACCGUCCUCGAAUCCUCCUGGCGCGAGCUCUUCCUCCUCGCCGCAGCGCAGUGCGUCCCACACCUCGACCCGACGCCGCUGCUGCCCCCGGGUCCCCAGAGCCUUGGGCUGGCCCUCGAAGUCAGCCGCUUCCGCGAGACCCUCAUCGCCUUCAACGGGCUCAGUCUCGACCCCCACGAGUAUUCGUGCGUAAGGGCGGUCGUACUCUACAAGGCCGGCCUCGACUGCGAAUCCGUUCCCAGCAGUCGCAGCAGCAGUGGCUCCGUGUCACCCGGCACCGGCGGCAGCAGACUCAGGGACGCGGCCAGUGUCGUCAGGCUGAGGGACAGUGCCCAGACUGCCUUGGGUGCUAGAAUGGCCGCCACCAGCUCCUUCGGCGCCGUCAGAUUCAGCAAAUUGAUUCUGAUGCUACCGAUGCUGAGAACCGUCUCGGCCCACGCGAUCGAGGAGUUCUUCUUCAGAAAGACUAUCGGCGUCACGUCCAUUGAGAAGAUCAUCUGCGACGUUUAUGCCAAGUCAUGA